Scaptodrosophila lebanonensis is the source of this 1054-nucleotide messenger RNA. RefSeq names its product zinc finger protein 330 homolog. The transcript is spliced from 2 exons. NCBI's taxonomy places the organism in Eukaryota, Metazoa, Arthropoda, Insecta, Diptera, Drosophilidae. Gene Ontology annotation, cellular component: nucleus. The record is from RefSeq and is a predicted model, not a curated record. Gene Ontology annotation, molecular function: zinc ion binding. Bases 47 to 997 code for a protein of 316 amino acids.
CUACAUUUUACAGCACUGCCACUUUGUGAACAACGUACCAGAGAAUAUGCCGAAAAAGAAAACUGGUCAGCGCAAGAAGGCGGAGAAGCAAAAGCUACGCCUCAAGGAAAUCAGGAGUCGCGAGAUCUCCCUCGCUGAACUGCCCUGCAAUGCUCCCAUGGACUGCGAAAAGUGUGAGAAGAAGCAAAAGUCGCGUGCGUUCUGCUACUUCUGUCAAAGUCUGCAACGUUUGCCUAUCUGUGCUCAAUGUGGCAAAAUAAAGUGCAUGCUGAAGACGGGAGAUUGUGUUGUUAAACAUGCCGGUGUUUAUACCACAGGUCUGGGCAUGGUGGGUGCCAUAUGCGACUUUUGCGAGGCAUGGGUUUGCCACGGACGUAAAUGUUUGACCACCCACGCCUGCACCUGCCCGCUCCAAAAUGCAGUGUGUCUGGAGUGCGAGCGUGGGGUAUGGGAGCAUGGUGGGCGCAUCUUCAAGUGCUCCUUUUGCAAUGGUUUCCUCUGCGAAGAUGAUCAGUUCGAGCAUCAGGCCUCGUGUCAGGUACUGGAGUCCGAGACCUACAAAUGCCAGUCAUGCAACCGACUAGGACAAUAUUCCUGUUUGCGCUGCAAGACUUGCUAUUGUGAGGAUCAUGUGCGUCGCAAGGGCUUCAAGUAUGAAAAGAACAAGGCCAUUCCUUGUCCCAAAUGCAAUUAUGAUACUUCUGUGACGAAGGAUUUAAGCAUGUCGACGCGUUCGCACAAGUUUGGUCGUCAACAGCAAGGGGGUGCAGGGGGUAGCGACGACGAGGAAGGUUAUGGCGGAUACUACAGCUAUGGAGGCGGCGCCAGCAGUAGUUACACCUACGCGGAAGAUGAUGAAAUUGACUCUGACUACGACGACGAUGAUGAUGACGACGAUGAAGAUGAGUCUGAAGAUGAUGAUGAUAAAGGGGAGGACGCGGCAGACGGCAGCAUCGCGGAGAAGUCUGACGCAAUUGAUAAGAAAACAACGAAAUGAUCCACUGUAUACAACAAAUUUUAAUAUAAAAAUAGUAAACGCAAACUUUUUACUGGU